Messenger RNA from Penicillium cataractarum, 1788 nucleotides. RefSeq names its product SDR family oxidoreductase/polysaccharide deacetylase family protein. The transcript has 3 exons. The record is from RefSeq and is a predicted model, not a curated record. Gene Ontology annotation, molecular function: hydrolase activity, acting on carbon-nitrogen (but not peptide) bonds. NCBI's taxonomy places the organism in Eukaryota, Fungi, Ascomycota, Eurotiomycetes, Eurotiales, Aspergillaceae. Gene Ontology annotation, biological process: carbohydrate metabolic process. The coding region runs from base 1 to 1788 and encodes 595 amino acids.
AUGAGUUUCCUCCGGAUUGAGGGAUACCAUGUCUUCAUCACCGGAGCUGCCGGUGGCAUUGGCCAGGAAGCAGUUAAAGAAUUCCUUGGCCAAGGGUGCAAGGUUACAGGGCACGACCUUCGCCAGGUUCCUGUACCGAAUUCUGCAAACAGCUCCAACUUCUACUCUGUGACUGGAGACAUUUCAUCUGAGGAAUCAGUCGCAUCCUGCAUCAAAUCUGCCGUGGAGCAUUUCGGACCCAUCAAUAUCUUGAUUGCCAAUGCGGGAAUCACAGACGAAUCUUCCGAUUACAACAUUUGGGAAAUUCCGUUGGAGAUUUGGGAAAAGACAUAUAACACCAAUAUCCGGGGCACUUUCCUAACCAUCAAGCACUUCCUGCAAAGCGCGAAAGAGGUCCAGACCGCGGCCGGCAACGCCGAGCUGGAAAAUCUGGCUAUCGUCGUCACUGGAUCCGAGACUGGCAAGUUUGGCCAAGCCGGACAUACCGAGUAUGCCUCCGGUAAGGCUGGUCUGCAAUACGGUCUUGUUCGCGGAGUCAAGAAUGAGAUUGUCAAGAUCAACUCGAAAGCGCGUAUUAAUGCUGUGGCCCCUGGAUGGGUUGAUACCCCUCUUAUUGCCGGAAGACUGGAUGACCCCAAGGAGAUGUGGAAUGAGGCUCAGGCUACGGUUCCACUCAAAAAGAUCGCACAACCCCAAGAUGUCGCACGUACUAUGGCUUUCCUCGCUAGUCAUCGAGCCGCUGGCCACAUCACUGGGCAAUGUCUUUCCGUCGAUGGAGGCAUGGAAGGGCGUGUUAUUUGGAGGGCAGACGAAGUACUGGGCAAAGACAACACUGUUGUGCAAGCAGGUACUACGACAGCGAAUAUCCCUCAACAUAUUAUGACCAAAAAGCGCCGCAUUCAAAUUCUUCUCUCAGUCGAUUUUGACGCGGUCUCGGGCUUCCUCGGAACCGGAGCUUCAAAAGAUAACAGCUUGUCCGAUUACAGCAGCGGAUACUUUGCAGCCCAGGUUGGAGUACCGCGCCUGUUGCGACUUUUCAAGAAGCAUGGAAUUUCUUCAUCGGUCACUUGGUUUGUGCCGGGUCAUUCGAUGGAGUCUUUCCCCAAUGAGACCAAGAUGAUCGUGGAUUCUGGCGCUGAGGUCGGAUGCCAUGGAUACGCCCACGAAGGUGCUGCACAGAUGACCGAGGCACAGGAAAGGGAUGUCAUUAUCAAGUGUGUCGAGCUUUGCACUGAAUUGACCGGACAGAAGCCUCGUGGAUGGAGAGCACCACUCUAUUUGCUCAGAGAGCAUACUGUGAAGGUGUUGGAAGAGUUUGGGUUCUUAUACGACACCUCCCUUACCCACCACGACUCGGCAUUGUAUUUCCUCCCUGAGCUUCCUCCUAUCGAGCCUAUUGACUUUUCUCCUUCGCAAUCGGCCACCACAUGGAUGAAGCCUCUUGCCAAGGCCGGCCCCAGGACAGAAAAGACACUCGUGGAGAUCCCAUGCAACUGGUACAUGGAGGACAUGACGCCAAUGCAAUUCAUUCCUGCAGCCAGCAACUCGCAUGGAUUUGUCAGCCCAACGGCCAUCGAAGAGAACUGGAAAUCUCGAUUUGAGUUCCUUUACAACGAGACCGACGACUUUGUCUUCCCUCUAAUCUUGCAUCCCGAUACGAGCGGUAUGGCCCAUGUUAUUGGUAUGAUCGACCGAAUGGUCACAUGGUUGAAGCAGAAGGGAGACGAGGUGGAAUUCGUUACUUUUGAGAACUGUGCGAAGGAGUGGAAAGCCAAGCAAGAUAAAUAA